UAGAUUAGGUUCAAUUAUUCCACAAUCCUCUACCCUCUCUAUAUCUCCACUCUGCAUUGCGGCUAGGGUUUCACCAAACCCUUUCUCUUGUUCACUCUAUCUUCAAGAAACUUGUAGGGUUUUUGUGAGUUAAUCGAUCUGAAUUAGACAUGACGACUACGAAUUGGAAUUAGGGUUCUUAUCUGUUGCAAAGACUGAAACUUUGUUUCAAAGGGUUCUGUACGAGUGUAAGAAAAGAAAGGAAGAGAUGGCCACCGCGAACCCUUUCGAUUUGCUCGGAGACGAUGACAACGACGACCCUUCACAACUUGUGCAAAAGAUCGUUUCUGCGCCGGCGAAGAAAGCUCAACCCGCUGCUCCCGCCGGUAAAACCGCAGCGCCGCCGGCUAAGCCUUCGGCUAAACUUCCCUCUAAACCUCUCCCUCCAGCUCAAGCCGUGAGAGAAUCAAGAAACGAAGGUGGUUAUGGAGGCCGUGGUGGUGGUGGUGGUGGCGGCGGCCGUGGGUAUGGCCGUGGCCGUGGUGGUGGUGGAGGAUUCAAUAGAGAUUCAUCAAACAACGAGGCCGGUUUUGGUAAUCGUGGAUUUUCCGGUGGUCAAGGUGGUGGUGGUGGUGGUGAAGAGGCGGAUGGUAAAUCUUUUGAGAGACGUAAUGCUGGUAGUCUUGGUGGUUAUGGUGGUUCCCGUGGCGGUUACCGUGGCGGCCGUGGUGGUUCUUUUGGUAAUGGAGACUCAGAGGAGGGCGAACGCCCUCGCCGGACAUAUGAACGCCGUAGUGGGACCGGGCGCGGGAAUGAAUUCAAACGUGAGGGAGCUGGUCGUGGGAACUGGGGAACACAAGCUGAUGACAUCAAUCGUGAAAUUGAGGAAGCAGUGAUUGAAGGUGAGAAAACUGUGGUUUCUGAAAAACCAGGUGCUGAGGAAGAAGCAGUUGAUGGGAAGAAAGAGAAUCCUGCAAAUGAACGUGUGGAGGAGCCUGAGAAUAAGGAAAUGACACUUGAAGAAUAUCAAAAAGUUCUUGAGGAAAAAAGAAAAGCUCUUGAGUCACUAAAGACUGAAGAAAGGAAAGUGGAAGUGGACAAAGAGCUUGCAUCCAUGCAGCAGCUUUCCAACAAGAAAACCAAUGAUGAUGUUUUUGUCAAAUUGGGUUCUGAUAAAGAUAAACGUAAAGAGAUUGCUGAGAAAGAAGAGAGGGCUAAAAAGUCACUCAGCAUCAACGAGUUCUUGAAACCCGCUGAAGGCGAACGAUAUUACAACCCUGGCGGCCGUGGCCGUGGACGUGGCGGUGCUAGAGGCGGCGGCAGUGGUGGUGGUGGGCGGUUUAACCAAGGUGGUGGUGGUGGUGGUUCAUCAAACUAUGCACCAGAGGCUCCUAAAAUUGAAGACCCGAGUCACUUCCCGACUUUAGGGGGCAAGUGAGCUGCCCGCUGCCCGCCAUGAUGAUUUUAUAUAAAAAAAAAGUUUUAUUAAAAUGGCGGGAAUACAAGAAAAAUAAUGGAAGUUUUUUUUAAAACUUUCAUGUGUCAGAAAAAAGGGUUGCUAAAAACUUGUCACGUUUUUAAAUGUUUGAUUUAUUGGUUUUUCCUAUAUGCUCUCUACGUGUAACCUUUGUUUUGUCGUUUAUUUUGUGAACCUUUUCAAGUUUUUUUUAGAGAUUUUGAGGCAUAUGGAGACCAAUUAAUUUGUGGGUCAAAACUCAAAACGCUUGUUUCUCAGUUUUGUUAUGAAAUAGAUAGAUGACAAUUUUUACUUGUUUC
Molecule: messenger RNA, 1755 nt
Organism: Lactuca virosa
Lineage: Eukaryota; Viridiplantae; Streptophyta; Magnoliopsida; Asterales; Asteraceae
Source: the annotation of a GenBank genome assembly